Perkinsus marinus ATCC 50983 is the source of this 1503-nucleotide messenger RNA. RefSeq lists its product as hypothetical. Bases 28 to 1503 code for a protein of 491 amino acids. The record is from RefSeq and is a predicted model, not a curated record. NCBI's taxonomy places the organism in Eukaryota, Perkinsozoa, Perkinsida, Perkinsidae. The transcript has 9 exons.
UGUUUGACUGUCGUUUGCUGUAUUGGUAUGGCCGGUAAACAUGGUCGUGGUAGUCCUCUCCUGACCCGUAUCAGCCUGCUCAUAGGGCCUGCAUUGGCACUGGGAAUAGUGAGGCCACUACGAUGGACAGGUAUUACCAUGGCGUUGGUGAUGGCCGCCAUGAGUAUCAUGGUAUUCCUGAUCUUCCGAAAGGAUAUGAGAUUCUCCAUACUAACUGCAAUACUACUUGCUAACCAAAUAGCGUUGAUAGUGAGUCUACGGGAUUACAAUAUGAACAGUGCAUGGAUACACAGUAUGGAUUCACCAGCAAGUAAGGGAUUCCAACAUGUCGAAUAUAAGGCUGGAGAUGAGCUGCGUUCGGCGAGCUAUCCUUAUGUAUCGGUUAUUGUUUAUAUACCAGCUUCCUUAGAAGGAGGGAAGAUAUCAUCUAGCGACAUAUCACGGACAGUUGAUGAGGUCAUAGAGAAUAGUUCCAAGUCUUUGAUCAAGGAAGUUAUCUUGUAUGCUCCCGAGGACUUACCCGUUAGUGGUGGUAUUGGCGCCACUAAUUCUUUUGUCCGGUAUUGCUCCUCUAAAGAGGUCCCUAAGUAUUUAGAAUGCACUGAUGAGCAGACGGAUACAAUAAUCUUCGUCCAAGCUGGUGUAACGGAUCUCAAGCGGGACUGGCUCAAUGGUAUUGCUCGAGAGGCACUGGUUAGAAAGAACACCAUUGCGAUACCUGUAGUUCAUUAUGGUGGAUCCGAUCGGGUACAGGGGGCGGUUAAUAAGAACUAUCAAAUAACAGCCUUGAACAUAGACAAGAUGGAGGAGAGUCCAGUAAUGCCUCAAUUAGCCGUCUUUGCUACUACCAAGUUUUGGCUAAACGAAGUGGAUACGAAUCAGAAGCUCUUGCGUGAGCAUCUAACUCUAAGCCUGAGUAUGAGAACAUGGCUGUGUGGAGGGCAGUCAAGGCAGCCCUCAGUACCAUUCAAUGAAUGGUUGGCUGAUGAUAUUGCACAAGUUAAUAGGAAGUGUCCCUACGAUCUUGAUUGGUGGAUGUCUAAAUUCCGUGAUCCAUUGGUAUCUGCUAAUGCCAUGGCCUAUGAAAGUUUCAUGCUCCAAAACCCUCGAGGCUGCCUUGCACAUCGUAAUGGGGUCUUCCGACUUGAAUCUGCUUGUAAUACCGAUGAUAAAUCACGGAGGUUCUAUUGGCAAGAUAAUGGGAGGAUGUUGAAAACUCUAGCAGAUAAUAGAUGUUUGGAUGCAGCUAGUCCUAGGCGGGAAGGUGCUCGUCCAGUGAGCUAUUGGUGUAUGGCUGGGAAUGAUAAUCAACACUUCGAGCUGGAAGGUCACCGUCUUACAUGGAAUAGCUAUUGUCUGGCGCCCACUCCUAGUGCUGAUCUCGAAUUCCAACUAUGCAAGGAUGACUCUUCUGGCAAUCCUAUUGACUCACAGAACUGGGUGGAUACCAACAAACGGUGGGAGAAUGUGGACUCUCUUGGCGCACCUGAACUAUUCCGAUGA